CUGGAGUAGCCGCCGUUCGUAGCGUUUGCGUCACGGGGUCUCACGUAAGAAAGGAAAGAUGGCUGCCGCUGUGCUAGCUACCCAUGUAACUCUUCUUGCUUCUACUUUGGGAUAUUGAAGCAAAGCUGUCAUGGAGAAGCAGAGAAGGCAACUGACUCCUGAGCAAGAUGCCCUAGAGCACAUAGUUGCUUGUAGAGACAAACCCUUCCUGGAGGAAAGGUUUAUAGACUCCUUUAAAGGGAGAGGAGUGUUCACACACAAAGCCAUUGAACCAUCCACGUUUGUUGUUGAAUAUCGUGGGCACACAUUUUCUCACAAAGACACAACACCUAAUGUGUGUGAUACUCUGAACAAUUAUUUGUUUGAGUUUUCAUGGAAAGGAGCACAAUGGUGCGUUGAUGCUUCAAAAGAGGAUAGGACCCUUGGAAGACUCGUGAAUGACGAUGACGUGAGUCCCAACUGUGAAAUGAAGAAAAUUGUUUGCGAGGGAAAGCCACACUUGUGCCUGUUUGCAGUGAAAGAAAUAUCUCCAGGCGAGGAGAUAACUUACAACUAUGGGGACUCUUCUUAUCCGUGGCGCUCAAGGUACUCCUUUGAUGGCUCAAGUACCUCAUACACAGACUUUUAUGCUACUUCAUCAACACCAAGGACUGAAAGGCUUGAGGACUCGGCAGCUUCCAGCUCUGAAAAUUCCUGCUCUGAUGAUGAUGACGAACUACCUGACAGUGGACCAAGUCAUGAUAAUGACAGUUUUGCCAACAUCAACAGUCAGCUGGACUUGAGGGACUAUUCACCUUUUACAGAUUUAGAUUCCUCUCAAGAGAUGACGGGGACCUUUAUGCUGCAACCAGAUGACGCUUCAUGCACCCAGCAGGAUGACGAGGAUGCUUUCAACCCUGGUGAACUCAGCUGGGAUGAAGACUACGGACCCAGCAAGGCUGUACGAAAGCCCAAGAACCCUUCUUACACCAGUAAAAAUUAUUGUUAUGUUUGCGGGGUAGGUUUUACUAAAAUUGCUCGACAUCUUUUAAGGCAUGCUGAUGAAGAGCCUGAUAUCGCUGAAGCUUUUGCAUUUCCCAAAAAAUCCAAGGAACGAAAAAGGUUACUUGAUGAUUUACGGAACAGGGGAAAUUACAAACAUAAUCAAGAGGUGUUGAGGAAUAACAGUGGAAAGUUAAAACUGAGAAGACGACCGACAUCCGUGGUGUUCGAUGCUAAAACACACGUGCACUGUCUAUAUUGUAAAGCCAUGCUUAAACGUAAGGAAAUGUGGAGGCAUGUAGCCAGAUGUCCUUCAAGGACGUCAAACUCUGCAACAGAUGGAAAGACAAGAAUCUUAAGUGAGAUUGCUCUCACAGAGUCACCAUUCUCCCAAAAACUUCCAUCUGGUGUGUGGAAGAUGCUCAUAACUAUGAAACCAGAUGAAAUUGCAUUCGCUGUUCAAAAUGAUUUCCUUCUAAUACAGCUGGCACAAUAUCUGUGCGAGAAGUAUAGAAAUAAUCCAAAUAAACAUGAUUACAUCAGACAGAAGCUGCGAGAAAUGGGAAGACUUCUGUUAGCACUGCAUGAAAAGUCAAUAUUUAGCUUCGAAGAUGCUAUCAAACCCAGAAACUUCUACAAAGUUGUUGAGGCUGUCAAAGACAUCACUGGGUUCGAUAAAAAGAUGCAGAGCUAUAACAAACCAAGUCUUGCUUUGAAAUUAGGACAUUCACUCAAAAAAAUAGGCGCCAUUGUCCUCACUAAACUUGAUGGAAAUGAGCAGAUGAUGAGAGACACAAAGACAUUCAUGAAAUUGUGUGCAAAAGAAUGGAGUGAGCUUGUCUCCCAAACAGCCCUCGCUUCGUUGGGUGGACGAAAAGUAAAUAACCCGUCCACCAUACCAUUUACACAUGAUGUGCAGGUUUUCUACAGGUACCUGGAAACAACAUCAACUUCUUUCACUGAAAACCUGAAGAUGAAUGAAAGCCCACAGGGGUACAAUGCACUUUGCCGAGUGACACUUGCACAAGUGUCAGUCUUAAACAAAUGUGCACCUGAGGUUUCAAAAAUGACACUGAAGGCAUUCCAGGAGAGGGACGACACUACCCGAGUGUUGUCCAAGCACUUCAUCAGAAUAAAUAUUCUGAGCAGGACUGGCCAAAACAUUGCUGUCUUGCUGACCUCUGAACUUGUCAGCACAAUAACACUGCUUGUGAGCAAGAGAAAAGCAUGUGGCGUACAUCAAGACAAUCCUUUCUUGUUUGCAAAGCCUAACUCUUCUUCUAUAAGCCUCUACCACGGAGGGAACUGCAUCAGGGCUUUUUCAAGCCUGUGUCGUGCAAAGAACCCAGAGCAUCUCAGAUCGGUGCAUCUUCACAAGCACAUUGCAAGAAUCUUCCAGUUUCUCAACCUGGAGAACGACGAGCUUGUUCACCUUGCUAAGCUGUUGGGCCAUGACAUCCGGGCUGACAGGGACUAUUAUCGGUUGCCAGAGGCAGCCGUGGAACUUGCAAAAAUAGCGAAACUUCUUCUGGCAAUGGAAAAGGGUUCUCUUGAAAGAUUCAAAGGAAACUCUUUGGAGGAAAUUGAGAUUGAGGAUGAAUUGGAGCCAGAUGUGGAGCAGGGCAACCCUGAAAAUGGUGAUGCUGAGGAGGACAAUGAAGAAUCAGAACUUAAACGUCAGCAGAGUGAUGCUGUGGAACAACAAGGCAGGCAACUGACUCCUGAGCAAGAUGCCCUGGAGCACAUAAAGGCUUGCAGAGACAAACACUUCCUGGAGGAAAUGUUUAUUGACCCCUUAAAAGGGAGAGGUGUGUUUACCCAUGAAUCCAUUGAACCAUCCACCUUCGUUGUUGAGUAUCGGGGGAAGAUCUCUGCCAUCUCUCACCAAGAAACCAGGAGAAAGAAAUGUGGUUAUACUCUGAACAAUUAUUUGUUUGACUUUUCAUGGAAUGGAACAAACUGGCGCAUUGAUGCUUCGAAAGAGGAUGGGACCCUUGGAAGACUCGUGAAUGACGAUCACAUAAGUCCCAACUGCAAAAUGAAGAAAGUUGUUUGUGAGGGAAAACCACACUUGUGCCUGUUUGCAGUGAAAGAAAUAUCUUCAGGCGAGGAGAUAACUUACAACUAUGGGGACUCCUCUUACCCGUGGCGCUCAAGGGAAUCCAGUGAGGAACUGAAUUCAUCACAAAUCAACCUAAAUGCUGCUGCAUCUUCACCAGUGGAUGAAAGUAUUGAGGACUCAGCAGGAUCCUCCAGUUCUGCAGAAUCCUGCUGUGAUGAGUACAUACCUGAUGGUGAACCAAGUAGCGAUGACAGUUCUACCAGCAGCAACAACCAGCAGUGUCAAAAUUUCAAGAACAAUCCAGAUCCAGAUUCUUCUAAACAGCAGGGCUUUGUGCAUCAACCCGUCGAUGCUUCAUGCAUCCAGCAGGAAGACGAGGCUGAUUACAGCUCUGAUGAUUUUACCUCUGAUGAAGAGCCCGAAGGCACUUCCCACUCCAAUAAAAAUUAUUGUUACGUUUGCGGGAAAGCUCAAUCUAAAAUUUCUCGUCACCUUUUCACCCAUAGAAAUGAAGAGGCUGAUAUAGCUGAAGUGUUUGCACUACCCCUAUACUCCAAGGAACGAAAUAGGCUACUGGAUAAGUUACGAAACAGAGGAAAUUACAAACAUAAUGAAAAGGUUUUGAAGACUCACCGUGGAGAACUGAAAGUGAGAAGAAGAAAACCAAACAUGUCCACCGCUGCUAAAACAUAUGCACUCUGUCUAUAUUGUAAAGGCAUGUAUAGUCGUAAGGACAUGUGGCGACAUAUGCAAAAGUGUUCUUCAAAGAAGUCCUCAGAACCUCCAAGACGUGGCAAGAGUAAAGUCUUAACUUUGGUUGUUGCUGCAGAGUCAACAGACCCCAAAGAAAUCUCAGCAGAUGUGAGGAAGAUAUUAAAAAAACUGAAGAAAGAUGAGAUUGCAUCUGUAGUUUUGAGUGAUUCCCAUAUACUGCUGCUGGCACAGUGUUUGUGCCAUAUGAAUGAAGGUAAAACAAAAAGACAUGAAAACAUCACACAGAGGCUGCGGUUAAUGGGAAGGCUCCUGUUAACAUUAAGGAAAAAGUCGAUAUGUAGCCUUGAAGAUGCUAUCAAACCCCAAAACUUCAGCAAAGUCGUUGAAGCUGUCAAAGAGCUUGCCGGUUUCAAUGAAGAAAUGAAGUCCUGUGAAAGACCAAGUCUUAUGACGAAAUUGGGAAAUUCGCUUAAGAAAAUUGGUGACAUUAACUUCGCCAGGGCUUUGAAAGAGGAUGCUGAUAAACAGACAAUACACGAAGCAGAGACAUUUAUGAAGCUGUGUGCAGAAGAAUGGAGCUAUGUCCCCCAAUCAAAAUCAAGAGUAAACAAACCACCAACCAUACCGUUCACCCAUGAUGUGCAGCUUUUCUACCAGUGUAUGGAGAAGACAGCAGCUUCUGCAGUUGAAAGUCUGACGCUGUAUGAAAGCCCUCAGGUCUACAAUGCACUUCUCAGAGUGACAGCAGCACAAGUGUCAGUCUUAAACAAAAACAUGGUAGAAGUUUCAAAAGUAACGCUCAAGUCAUUCAAGGAAAGGGACGAGACUGAGCUUCAUGAAGAUGCUGCUGUUUGCCAGUCACAGUUUGAGCAAAUUCUGUCCAAGCACUCUGUGAAGAUCAAUGUCAUGAGCAACAGGGGCAAAAAAGUUGCUGUUACGUUGACCCCUAAACUGCUCACUGCAAUAACACUGCUUGUGAACAAGAGAGAAGCAUGUGGUGUACAUAAAAAGAAUCCCUUCUUAUUUGCAAGACCUGUUGCCAUAAGUACAAGCUUCUACCAUGGACACCAGUGCAUCAGCACUUUUGUAGCUCGGUGUGGUGCAAAGAACACGGUCAACCUCAGGUCUGUGUUUUUUCGUAAGCACAUUGCAAGAGUUUUCCAGAUUCUCAGCCUCACGAAUGACGAGCUUUGUGAGCUAGCCAAACUGCUGGGCCGUGACAUUCGGACUGACAGAGAGUAUUACCAGAUGCCAGAGGCAGCUGUCGACAUUGCAAAAAUCUCUGAGCUACUAUCAGCAAUGGAGAAUGGAUCUCUUGAAAGAUUCGAAGGAAAAUCUCUCGAGGAAAUUGAGAUUGCAGAUCUACUGGAGCCAGAUGUGCAGCAAGACAACCCCGAAAACAGUGAUGCCGAAGAGGACAAUGAAGAAUCAGAAAGCUCUUUUCAGCUGUGUGAUGUAAAAAGUGGGACGGACAUUGCUCAGGACAAUGCCACCACAUCCAAAGGUCUUCCCUCCUUUUCGACAACUAAAAAAACCAGCAGAGUUUCUAGAGUUUCUUCCUCGUGGAAAUGUGGCCGAGGCAGGAAGAAGGAGAGUGAAAAUGAGGCAUCUGAGCUGAAUGAUGAGAAAAACGAUGAGGUGAACACAGAAAAGGAUGACGGGUCAGAGGAAAUGCCUGCGAGCUGUGCUGUCAACACACCUGAGGAAACACUUUCUCCUAGCAAUGAGGAUGCAACAAACAUUUGUUUUAGUGAUGACGAUGAGGACAUGAAUGUUGACUUUGACAUGGACAUGGACACCGAUGAGGACAUUGCCAGAAAUGAGGAAAAAGAUGGAGAUGGUGACACAAGCGGCUCAGCAGCAAUGCCUUUGAUACCAGAUGUAAAAGAUGCAACAAAGCAGAACAAUGACAGCAGUGAUGCUAAGAAGAACUACAGCUCACCUAACAAGCACACCACUGUUGCAGACCUUGAAGAGACCAUGGACCUCGAUACAGUGAACCAUGUGGAGAAAGAAGAACAAAAGAAAGGAGGGGAACAAAAUAACUGGGCGGAUGUGGAUAGCAGAAGUCCUGCUGCCAUCUUAGAUGCAGAAAAGAAGAACAAACUAUCAGCUGCAGUGACUGGAAUGAAAGAACUGAAGAUAUUAAUCCCAAAACUGCAAAUUGAGAAGUUUCAGGCUUCAGUCCACAUUUCCCAGUCAUCAUCUGUGUGUAACUCUGUCAAGCGGCCGGUGACAGAUCAGCCCAUCCAGGACAACAACCGGUGUCUAACAUCCUGUACUGACACACACAUCAAAAACAAGCCUAACUAUGCAAAGGUAAUGCAGAUGACCUGCUCGCACUGCAAGACGAGCAUGAUGAAGGGCCAAACUGCUUACCAGAAGAAGGGAUUCACAGACGUCUUCUGCUCCAAAAACUGCCUAUUUGAAAUGUUUCCCAUCAACAAACCAGUGACCAAGACCUGUCAUUACUGUCUCAAGGUGAUAUCGCAGCCUCUGGACCUCAUCAUGGCUGCAGUGGACAUUAAGGGGACUAUGAAGAACUUCUGCAGCGUGACCUGCCUGACCUCUUUUAAGUCCAACACUGUGUCCCCCCAAACACCACAGUCAAUAUGCAGCAUGUGCAACAAAUCCUGCACUACCGCAUGUGAGUUGACCCUGGACGAGGCGGUCCACAGGUUUUGCAGCGACUCCUGCUUGGAAGAUUUCCGCAGGGUCAACGUGGCCGUCUGUGAGAACUGCAGCUCCACCUGCCACAAACCGCUCAGGCUGAAGCUGGAGGAGGGGACCAAAACCAUCUGCAGGGAAGAAUGUCUUGCCGAGUUCAAAGAGAAAAUCAAGACACCCCACAAAUGCACCAUGUGCCACACUUCUCGACCGAUGUCGGACAUGGUUCAUUACAAAAGCGAUGAGAACAUGGUGGAGCUCUUCUGCACUCGCACCUGUGUGACGUCAUACAGACUACGGCCCGCAAUCGUAUACAAGCUUCAAGGAAAGAAAAGCUCAGCUCGGUUGAAGAAGAGGAAAAGAGGCAAGCAAUCAAAACAAAAAUUGAUUAUUAAGGAUGUAAAGAUCACUUCAGACUCCACUGUAAGCGAAAAUGAUGCGUCUGCAGCUGCUGAAUCGGACACCACGCCAACUCUGAUCAUUGCAGACUCGUGCGUUGUCUGUUGCCACUGUGGAAAGAAACUGCCGAGAGGACAGACACUUUACCAGCCGAAGAACUCACUGGAGGUUUUUUGCUCAGCCUCGUGCCUCUCUGAAAGGCAUCCCCACAUCAAAUUAGUCACCAAAAACUGCUACAACUGCUGUCAGGUGAUAAUGCGGCCUCACAACGUCAUCCUGGCUCCGGUGGAUGAUUCAGGAAACAUGAAGGAAUUGUGCAGCAACACCUGCCUCUCUUCUGUCAACUCCAAGAGGAACAUGGCUGCUCCAAAACCCCCACCUCUAGUAGGACCUCGGUCAGAGUGCAGGAUGUGCGCCAAAUUUUGCUUUUGCAAAUUCAAGCUGACCCUGGAUGGCAUAAUGCACAGAAUUUGCAGCGAUGCCUGCUUCAUCAACUACCACAAAGUCAACAACUUGCCUGUGUUUACUUGUGACAUCUGCAGCUCCGUCUGCCUCGACAAACAGUUCAUGCUGAAGAUGGAGGACGGCAGUAAAACCAUCUGCAGUGAAGAAUGUCUGGUCAAGUUCAAAGAGAAAAUUGAGAAACCUCAGCUGUGCCCCAUGUGCCAGACGUCCCACCAGAUGUCAGACAUGGUUGAAAAUAAAAACGAUGAGGGCAGGUUGGACUUCUUCUGUAGCAACAGAUGUAUGAUGGUACACAGGGCUCAAUCUUUCACAGUUUCAGGAAGGAACAGCCCAUCAUUUGAAGAAAAUGACAUUAAAGAAGUGAAACCAUCGCUACCAAAUUUGGACUGUAUAAAAGAAGAGCCCAAUGAUGAUGAGUACAACCAGAAUCUCUCAUCUUCCAUCUCCACAGAAGACAUCAAAGACGAACCUAAUGUGGCUAAGGAGGACUUGAAAAUUGGUUCAGUCUUCUCCUUGAAGGGAGACUCCACGUCGACAGUGCCCACUCUCACCCACAUGGAUUUGCCUGCGUCUUGCUCCAACUGCAAAAAGGUCCUGAUGGACGGAGAGACUGUUUAUCAGAGGAAGGGCCACGCAGAUAUCUUCUGCUCCACCUCCUGCCUUUUGAAAUUUUACCAAAUGAAACAAAUUAAGAAGACCUGCCACUUCUGCCUGCAGGCAAUAACACAGCAUCAGGAUGUCCUCCAGGCCCCGGUGGAUACUGAGGAGACAAUGAAGGAUUUCUGCAGCCAGACUUGCCUGUCCUCCUUCAGCUACAAGAGAAUCAUGUCCACCAAAAUACCCAUUGUGCCACUUGCGUCACAGUCACAAUGCAGCAUGUGCAGCAGAUAUUGCAUCAGCAAACAUGAGGUCAUACAGCAGGGCGUCGUCCAAAAGAUCUGCAGUGAUCCCUGCUUUCUCCGCUUCUGCAACAUGAACAACCUGUCCAUCUGUGAGAACUGUCGCUCUCACUGCAGCACACCUGUCGUUCUCAAGAUGGAAGAUGGCAGCAAAAAACUCUGCAGUGCAGAGUGUCUGGCCCAAUUCAAACGGAAAAUCAAAACGCCGCAGCCAUGUGCCAUGUGCUGCACCUCCCAUUUAAUGUCAGAUAUGGUUGAAAAUAAAAACAGUGAGGAAAUGGUGGAGCUCUUCUGUACCAGCAGUUGUGUGAUGGCAUCCAAGAUCCAGGCUGUCAGUGCAUCAGGUACUCCAUUGAAUUGUGAUAACUGUGGGAAGAUGACAAUACCAGCCUGCCACCUUGCCAUGUCAGAUGCCUCCAUCAGAAACUUUUGCACUCUAACCUGCGCCAUGGCUUUUAAGGAGACCCAGAAAGACAUGAAUGCUGCCACUAACCCAACAGGAGCCCUUGACCAAACCCAAUGGGAUUUCCUCAAACCACCAGAGAAACUGCCAUGUGCUCAGUGUCGGCGCAUUAUAAAAGCUGCACCCAAAGUCAUCCAGAAAAAGGGCAAAAUGAAUUUUGUGUGUAGCCUGGCCUGUUCUCAAGAGUUUAAGAGGGUCAACAACAUCACGGGCAAGUGUGAAUAUUGUAAGAAUGAAAGGAUCAUCAGAGAUGCCAAGAGGGUCGACAACAAAGACUGCUACUUCUGCAGUGACGGCUGUAAGAUGCUCUUUCGACAUGAGCUGGAAAAGGAGUGGGGGGAACACUGUGGCUCGUGUGCUUACUGCCUCUCCAUCUCUAAGACGGUGGUGACGGCACAGUAUAAAGGCACUGAAGAGAAGUUCUGCUCUGAAGAUUGCAACUCAAAUUACAAAAUGCUCUUCUGCCAUGUUGCCAAGUGUGACACCUGCAGACACGAAGGGAAACUGAGGCAGAGUCUUCCCAUGUUGGGAGAGGUCAAACACUUCUGUGACCUGAAAUGUCUCCUACAUUUCUGCAACAAAAAAGUCCAGAUGGUCAAUACAGUCUCUUCACCUCCUGGAUCUGCAGGCACAGUGGAGUCCUCCCCGGUCAUCGCUAACGUUAUCUCACUUGCUGGCGCUUUGGCCAGGCAGCCCAGUGCCUCUGCCAGCUCUGCACAGCAUGUCUCUGUCCCUGACAUUCAAGCAAAGGUUGUUGGACAUGCCAGUAUUCAAACAGUCCCCAAAGAACUGAAGAACAAGUCCCUGCUCUGCACACCGUUGGUCCAUAACAAAGGAGUCUCCUGUACAACACAGACUGUCGACACAGAAGCGCAGACAGACAACUUUGUACCCAAAGUCAUAGUCCUGCCUGUCCCAGUGCCGGUGUAUGUUCCUUUGCCCAUGAACAUGUAUAGCCAGUACACACCAAAGCCAGUGGGCCUGCCCUUACCGCUGCCUGUGCCCAUGUUUCUUCCUGUGACGCCGGACAGCCAUGACCCAACUGUGAAAUCCAUGAAGGAGAGGAUCCAGCCCGACCCUUUUGAGGGAGAGCCCUACUUCAUGUCUGAAAAGAAGAAAACACAAGAUAGGAACGAGAGAGAGGACAGGCAGAAGGACAGAGUGGUGACAAAAGAGGGACAAAGACAGGAAAUUCACACUCCAAAGGAGCACACCAGUAACUGUAGUGAUGACUUGGAUACAGAUCAUCAGGCCACUUUCAACAACCAGGAAGACUCCUUCUCUGACACCAGCUUUGGGUCGCUCAGUCGACCACACACCCACGAAAACCCACCUCCAGUUUUAGAAGUGGGCAUGCCCAGUGAGGCUCAGCCUGAGCUCCCACCUCCAGCUCCUCCUCCUGCUCUGGAGAUGAGAGAGGACCCCCAGAGCUCACAGAGCCCUGCACCAGCCCGUCCUCUAUUAAAACAAAGUGUGGGGAAAGUCCACAACAAGAAUAAGGAGGGUAAGCUGCAACAGUUGUCCAAGGCAGCUAAAGAGGAGACAUCUCAAAGAGACCUUUCCAAGGCCAUGUCAAAGAAGCACCAUAAACUGAAGAGUCAAUGUGGAAUUGAUGCCUGGAAGAGAUGGAUACAGUGGAGGAAAUCACAAACCAACCUGGACAUCAUUUCUCCACAUGCUGUGACAUUAAAGGAGGAUGUUCUUCUCUGCUCUGUGACCGAGCUGAGUGGCAGCCUCUGUUGUUUCAUCACUGAGGUGAAACAACCUGACGGAGAGCCGUACUCCCCCGACAGCCUGUUCUACCUCUGUCUCAGCAUACAACAGUACCUGUUUAGGAACGGUCGUAUGGAGAACAUAUUCAGUGAUCUGAUUUACAACGAGUUCUCCACCGAGUUCACCAAGAUCCUCAAAGGUUUCAAACCCUCAAUCACAGCCAGCGGUUAUAUCAAUUCACGAGUGGAGGAGGCGUUUCUGUGGGACUGUAAACAGUUGGGGGCGUACUCCCCCAUCGUCCUCCUCAACACUCUGCUCUUCUUCUGUUGCAAGUACUUUGGCUUCACCACGGUGGAGCAGCACCGCCAGCUGUCCUUUGCCCACGUCAUGCGCUGCACCAAAACCAACCAGAACAACACCAAGACCACCUUCCUGCGCUUCUAUCCCCCAAUAUCCAUAAAUGAGGCAGAGUCAGAUUUAGACGGCGUCCCAGCUAAGAAGCGUAAGAAAAAUGAGAGUAAAGAGGAAAUCCCGGAGAUGAUGGAGAACACAGAGAACCCUCUCCGCUGUCCAGUCAGACUCUACGAGUUCUACCUCUCCAAGUGCUCAGAGUCGGUGAGGCAGCGCACCGACUUGUUCUACCUUCACCCUGAUCGCUGUUGUGUUCCCAGCAGCCCUCAGUGGUUCUCCUCCACCCCUCUGGACGACAGCACCAUGGAGGCCAUGCUUGUACGAAUCAUGACCGUCCGAGAUCUGCAGGAGGAAGAUAGAAGAGGUGUGGCCCAGCAGACGCCAGAUGGAGCACCAUUUAUAUCUGACGAGGAGGAUUCAGAAUGAUAUGGGGGUUUUUUUGUUUGUUUUUGGAGAACUGUGUUUAGAUCUGGUUCAUCAGGUUGCAUUUAAUAAUGUGUAAAUUGUGUAAAGAGUUCAGAGAAAUACAUUCCAUCAAACAGAAAUUAAGUCUCUCAAACUCACACCUAAAAUUAGUUGAUCUACAAAAAAAAAAAAAAAAAGAGGCUCUCUCUUCAAGUUAUCUGCAGGUUUUGACGAAAUCAUGACAAAGACUGAAUGUUUUACCAAAUACUGAAGGCUCACUUCCAUGUUUUGGGAUUGCUUUUUAAAUACACUGAUAUUAUUUGAAAAUGUACAACCAGCCUUUAUUUCAAAACAUCUUUAUUUUUGUAAAGCUGUCAAACUUGCAUUAGACCCAUCUAAUUAAGAAAAUGAAGACUGGCCUAACACUACAGACAAGUCUAAAAUAUUUCUGUGAAAUCGUCUUUUCAAUUUUAAAAGAGAAAAGGAAACCUUACGUUAACUGCAAUUUAUACUGUUUUUCAAGUCUUUGGUUUGUUUUCGUUUCCCUCGAGUCAGUUGAAAGUUGAUUCUUUCAGUUGUGACUUGAGAUUGUUAUUUUUAAUAAAUAAAAUGGCUGAAAAGUAAUCCUUGUUUUACCUUACUUUGUAUUACAUUAUUAUACAUAUCUCCAUGCGUGUUGUACACCCACUCAGGUGUUUCCAGUUCAGGCUGAUUGGAUCUCUUCUGUCCGUCCCUGUAACACCUACAGAUCUACUCAGUCAAAAUAAGUGCAAACACAUAUGUGGAUGUACUGUGGCUUUUGAUGAUAUUAAGAAACAACUGUUGACACUGAUGUGAACAGAGGAGUCUUAUUAAUGUGAAUCCUCAUAAUAAACAUGGUGGUUAUCCAGG
Molecule: messenger RNA, 12070 nt
Organism: Siniperca chuatsi (mandarin fish)
Lineage: Eukaryota; Metazoa; Chordata; Actinopteri; Centrarchiformes; Sinipercidae
Exons: 49
Coding region: 131-11200 (3689 amino acids)
Molecular function (GO): zinc ion binding; protein binding
Source: RefSeq, a predicted model, not a curated record